UAUAUUUGAUUAAGGAAAAAUCUGAAUCACUAGAUAUGUUCCAGGCUUAUAAAGCCAAAGUUGAAAAUUAACUCGAUCGAAAGAUCAAAGUGGUGAGAUCGGAUAGGGGUGGAGAGUUCUAUGGUCAACACACUGAUAUUGGUAAGGCUCCCGACUCUUUUCAUGAACUUUGUAAAGAUCAUGCAUGGGAUCAUCAAUCAAUAUACCAUGCCUGAAUUUCUCUAUGCAGUGAAAGAUCAAAUGAAAGGUUUUUCAAUGUUUCCGCUCUUUUUUAAUUUCUAUUUUCAAGGAUUUUGGUCCGGCUUCUUCAUUGGCCGAGAAUUUUGUCCGCUUCAUGUGAGCGUUUGGUAUGUUAUUCUUCUAGCAAUGUCUAGAGGUUUUGUGUUAUUAAUCGGUGGAAUCGAUCUGGUGAAUCUUUAUUGUUCAUGGUUGGUAAAGUUUUUUCAACCUUGUUGUUCCAAUGCUUCAAAUACAUGCCCACCACCUGAACCACCGCCUCGCUCUGGGAAGAAGAACAUGAUCAAUUGAAUCUCCUUUUCGGUGGCUGGUCAAACUGAUGCUUCGGAAAAUUUUUGUUCCAUUGAUUUUCCUUUGUUGGUUGUUGGUCAAACCAAUUCUCCCUUUCCGGUGGCUGAUGAAGCCGGAUCUUUUAGUUGUAAUUUUUUAUUUUCUCUUUGGAGUAACAAGAAGAGCAGUAAGACUGUUAGACUAGACUACAUUAUUGCGGGGUUAGAGAUCUGGAAGGAUUCAUUGGAUCUGUUCCGUUCUAUGUCUCAUCCUAUUGUAGCCUUGGGCUAUUCAUUCUCUUUUAGCUUUGAUAUCGUUUAAUAAUAAAUUAGUUAUUUGAUUUUCAAAAAA
Messenger RNA from Cuscuta epithymum, 858 nucleotides. Lineage: Eukaryota; Viridiplantae; Streptophyta; Magnoliopsida; Solanales; Convolvulaceae. The record is from the annotation of a GenBank genome assembly.